Notothenia coriiceps (black rockcod) is the source of this 913-nucleotide messenger RNA. RefSeq names its product keratin, type I cytoskeletal 18-like. Lineage: Eukaryota; Metazoa; Chordata; Actinopteri; Perciformes; Nototheniidae. The transcript is spliced from 4 exons. The record is from RefSeq and is a predicted model, not a curated record. The coding region runs from base 500 to 913 and encodes 137 amino acids.
UACACUCACACAGGUCCUGUCAUUGUGUCUCCCCGAACAUUCCCUCCACAGCUUCUGGUGCUGCCUGUUUGAAAGCCGCUCAGUAAUCCUGGAUCAGAGAGAACAAAGGGCCCCAGAGUGCUGGUGAUGUAAGCACUGUGUCCACUGCUUGCCCCCCCCACAACUGCUCUCCCCUCUCCCACAUGCUGCCUGCCCAGGGGAUGAGGUGAGACAGGGAGGAAGGUCCCUGUCGUGGAGGAUCCUGAAGAGGCAACCGGUGUUAGCGGCAGGCUAACGGCAGUUUGUGUGCUGUCUCAGGGCCGCUGCUGAUGACCUGGGACCCAGUGGGAGAGGAGAACGUUUUGACCGAAUCGCUGUACAGGAAUGUGGCUAAGCUGUGGGGAGUGGUGCAUCGGCUCAGUGUGACCAGCAGAAUAGACCAAGGGACUUUUACUGCCUCUUUACUACACUUUCCUUGGAAGGCCACGAUGCCAAAUGUUGGCGCUCUCUAAGUUCCUCAAUGGACUCGAUGCAGGACUCAAGUCGCACCAUGGGGGGUCUGAAUGCCCGUCUGAAGGGCUUCUUGGAGCAGGUGAACAGGCUGCAGGAGGCCAACCAGCGGCUGGAGGCUCAGAUCGCAGACUGGGGGGCCAGGAGCCCGCCACGCUCCCAGGACUGGACCCAGCAGGAACAGACUGUCAACGAGCUCCGUGCCCAGGUUGGUAACCUGCUGAUGGAGAAUGCCAAGCUGGCAUUACAGUCUGAAAGCAUGAAAUCCAGAGCUGCUGCCAUCCAGGCCAGACCUCCAAUGUCAUGGCUGCUCUCAAAGCAGGUGGGCUGCAGACCUUCAUCCAAACAGGCUUUGAUGCUGGUCAGACCAGAAACCCCUGCGCCGAUCACUGCCACCUUCAUGCUGGAGAGGAAGAACUGCUGA